This is a messenger RNA of Aethina tumida (small hive beetle), 3295 nucleotides long. It is a transcript of the gene ttv, whose product is annotated as exostosin-1. The transcript is spliced from 2 exons. Gene Ontology annotation, molecular function: glycosyltransferase activity. Bases 182 to 2368 code for a protein of 728 amino acids. Gene Ontology annotation, cellular component: membrane. The record is from RefSeq and is a predicted model, not a curated record. Lineage: Eukaryota; Metazoa; Arthropoda; Insecta; Coleoptera; Nitidulidae.
UUUGACGUACAAGUUUGUUAAAGGUUAAAUAAUGUCGUAGUUAUUAGUGUUUUAUUAAUUGUACAUCUGAUAACAAUAAUCCUUGAAAUGGAUGCAAUAAUGACUCAGUGUAUAAAUAAAUGUGAAUGUAUAAGAAUAUAACAUAAAAUAACUUGAUGUUAUGUGAAGAAAAUCAGUAGAAAUGCAAGCUAAAAGAAGAUAUUUAUUGGUUUUUAUAUGUUGUGCUUUUCUAGCAUUUUGGUAUUUCGGUGGUUACCGUUUACAACGUAUUCCAGAGUUGCCUUUAACAAUAGAAAACCUUUCAGAAUUUGUCAAUAUAAAUAGUAUACAGACUGGAUAUCUAGUAGGUGUUAGAGAAAAGAACCAUAUACCAGUGAAUAAUAAAAUCAGGUGUAGAAUGGAGACUUGUUUUGACUUUUCUAAAUGUGAGAAUAAUUUUAAAGUCUAUGUGUAUCCUCAAGAAGAAAAUAGAGUGCCUAGUCCGUCCUACCAGAAACUAUUAAAUGUUAUAUUGGAAUCAAGAUACUAUACUGCCAAUCCUAAGAAAGCAUGUUUAUUUGUUUUGAGUACUGACACAUUAGACAGAGAUCGCUUAAGCAAUGAUUAUGUCAGAAAUAUGCAAACCAGACUUCAACGGUUACCUCAUUGGAACAAUGGCCUUAAUCAUGUCAUCUUUAAUUUGUAUUCGGGCACUUGGCCCAACUACACAGAAAAUGAUCUUGACUUUGAAUAUGGAAAGGCUAUUUUAGCUAAAGCAAGCAUGUCCGAAAAUCAUAUCAGACCAGGGUUUGACAUUAGUCUUCCACUUUUUCACAAAAUUCAUCCAGAGAAAGGAGGGGAACCUGGUUCUGUUUUAUCAAAUAAUUUUCCAUUAGAGAAAACUUAUCUUUUAGCCUUUAAAGGUAAAAGGUAUGUUCAUGGAAUUGGUUCUGAUACAAGAAAUUCCUUAUACCACUUGCACAAUAGAAAAGACAUGAUUAUGGUCACUACAUGUAAGCAUGGAAAAAGUUGGAAAGAAAUGAAAGAUGAGAGGUGUGAUGAAGAUAAUAAAGAAUAUGACAAAUAUGAUUAUGAAACACUGCUGCAGAAUGCUACAUUCUGCUUGGUUCCAAGAGGUAGAAGAUUGGGAUCGUUUAGAUUUUUAGAAGCUCUACAAGCUGGUUGUAUACCAGUACUGUUAUCGAAUGGAUGGUCGUUGCCGUUUUCGGAGGUAAUCGAUUGGAAUAAAGCGGUUGUAUGGGCCGACGAAAGACUAUUACUUCAAGUGCCUCACAUCGUGCGUUCGUUGUCUCCUAGUAAAAUUCUCCAGUUAAGACAGCAAACUCAAAUGUUGUGGGACAGGUAUUUUUCAUCGAUCGAGAAAAUUGUUUAUACCACUUUCGAGAUCAUCCGCGAAAGGCUACCCAGGCAACCAGUGCGUGACAGACUGAUAUGGAAUAAUUUUCCGGGGGCUUUAGUAACAUUAUCAACGUUUUCCGAUACCAAAGAUGACUUUCCAUUCCAUGUCCAAGAAAGUGCCGUUGAUGGAUAUACAGCGGUUAUUUAUUGCCAAUUAGGAAUACAACUGACAAAUACAUCUCCAUUAUAUAAAUUAGUGAGUUAUGUAGGAAAAAGUAAAUAUAUAGCGAAAAUACUUAUAGUGUGGUCCAACGAAAAGAAACCCCCUAAUAAAUAUCGUUGGCCGGUUUUGCCUGCCCAAGUUCCUCUCCACAUUGUACAACCCGUUUUAAACAAAGAAGGAACAGAGCAAGCAAAAUCUAGUAUUUCGCAAAGAUUUUAUCCUCAUCCUGAAAUAGUAACUUCAGCAGUCUUAUCUCUGGAUGAGGAUUCGGUUUUAACCACGGAGGAGAUUGAUUUCGCAUUUGAAGUGUGGAAACACUUUCCGGAAAGAAUUGUAGGCUAUCCGGCUCGGUCACAUUAUUGGGAUGAUUCUAAAUCAACAUGGGGUUAUACAUCCAAAUGGACCAAUGAUUAUUCAAUAGUAUUAACUGGAGCCGCAUUUUAUCAUAGAUAUUACAAUUAUUUGUAUACUGCCUGGUUAAGUCCCUUACUCCAUAAAACAGUGGAGCAAAGUCAGAAUUGUGAAGAUAUACUGAUGAAUUUUUUGGUAAGCCAUGUAACAAGAAGACCACCCAUUAAAGUUACUCAAAGGAAACAAUACAAAGAACAAUCGAGCGCCGGAACCUGGUCCCCCUGGAACGAUCCAGACCAUUUUAUCCAAAGACAAACUUGUUUAAAUACGUUUGCUGCAGUGUUUGGUUACAUGCCAUUAAUUAGGUCUAAACUUAGAUUAGAUCCAGUGCUUUUUAAGGACCCUGUAUCAAAUAAAAGAAAAAAAUAUCGGAGAAUUGAAUUGGUGGGCAGUUAGUAUAUGAUUUAAGUCGAUAGUGUAAUUAAUAACGGAGGCCAACGAAAACAACUUUUUCAAAACUUUUUUAAUAGGAAUAUCUCAUUCCUCCUGUGUUUUUUUAUGCUGAAUCUAUAUUUGAUCUUCGCCUUUUUGUCUACCAACCCACUUUAUUGAAAAUAUUUCAUUUUAACACAAAAAUAUACUGUGAUUUAUAAUUUAUAAGGAAAAUGUUUUUAAUGUUUUUAGCGGCUAAUACCAAAUUUUUUAUCGAUUUUUUUAAAGAUAUUAUAAUUUUUGCCUAAUUGCCAAUGAACCACCUCUCAAUUUACCACUGAUCUUCCAUUUAAUAUUUCAGUGAUAAAAUUUUAAAGCAUGAUAUGUUGAAAUUUCACCCUGAAAAAUACUGUUUGUUCAUAAUGAAAUCGCCCAAUUAUAAUCACAUUUAUAUUAAUGUAUGCUUAAUUUUUUUUGUUUAAAUGAUGAAUGUAAAAAAUGGUAGGUGAUAUUGUCAGUUUCAGAUUUAGCAUAUCAAAAGUUAUUAAGGGCAAGUGCGUACAAAAAGUUUUUUUGAUCAUUGGCCAGUGUAAUAUACCAAAUAAAUAAUCCUCAAUUGUUUAUAUCAAAAUAUUUUUGUAAAUACAAUAUACAAUGAUAAUUGUUUUUGUAUUGAAUUUUUUAUAGCAUUUUUACUUGAUUUUUGUAAUCUUACUAUGGGGCUUAUUUAUUUAGUAUUUAUUUUAUAAAAUAUAUAGGCAAUAUACUGCAAACUUGUCAAUACUGUUUAAUUAUUGACCUUGUUUUUAUAAUCUAGCAUAUCAUAUUUUAUUUCUUUGUGAACAAUAAUAGCUUUAAAAUAUUAAGUUAUUACAUUUUAUAAAUUGGUACAUUUUUAACACUAUUACGUGUCAAAAAUAAUAAAACUGUCAAUAAAAAUUUUUAUAUUAA